Molecule: messenger RNA, 7147 nt
Organism: Calypte anna (Anna's hummingbird)
Lineage: Eukaryota; Metazoa; Chordata; Aves; Apodiformes; Trochilidae
Gene: SETD7
Product: SET domain containing 7, histone lysine methyltransferase
Exons: 8
Coding region: 105-1205 (366 amino acids)
Biological process (GO): regulation of DNA-templated transcription
Cellular component (GO): chromosome
Molecular function (GO): histone H3K4 monomethyltransferase activity; protein binding
Source: RefSeq, a predicted model, not a curated record
CCCUCCCUCGGAGGCGGGAAAAGGGGCAGGGCGGAACGCGCGCUCCCGCCCCGGGUUCCCGUGUCUGCGCCCCGCCCGCCGCUGCCGCCGCCGCUGCCGCCGCCAUGGACAGCGACGAGGAGACGCUGGAGGAGACCGUGGAAGGGCAUCUAGAUGACGAUGGGUUGCCACAUGGAUUCUGUACAGUCACCUAUUCAUCAACAGACAGAUUUGAGGGAAACUUUGUCCAUGGAGAAAAGAAUGGCCGUGGCAAGUUUUUCUUUUUUGAUGGAAGCACCCUGGAAGGGUACUACGUUGAUGAUGCCCUGCAAGGGCAGGGAAUCUACACCUAUGAGGAUGGAGUAGUCCUUCAUGGCACAUAUGUGGAUGGAGAGCUGAAUGGACCAGCCCAGGAGUAUGACAGUGAUGGGAGGCUGAUCUUCAAAGGGCAGUACAAAGACAACAUUAGACAUGGAGUUUGCUGGAUUUACUACCCGGAUGGAGGCAGCCUUGUGGGAGAAGUGAAUGAAGAUGGGGAGAUGACUGGAGAGAAAAUAGCCUAUGUGUACCCUGAUGGAAAGACUGCAUAUUUGGGAAGGUUCAUAGAUGGAGAAAUGAUAGAAGCAAAACUGGCAACUCUGACAUCUGUGGAGGAUGGGAAACCUCAGUUUGAAGUUGUACCAGGCAGUCCAGUCUAUACUUUUGACAAAUCUACUUCAUCCUGCAUUUCUACAAAUGCACUUCUUCCUGAUCCUUAUGAGUCAGAGAGGGUGUAUGUUGAUGUCUCUCUCAUUUCCAGUGCUGGAGAAGGAUUAUUUUCUAAAAUAGCAGCAGAAGCCAGUACAGUUAUGUCCUUCUACAACGGAGUGCGAAUUACACACCAGGAGGUAGACAGCAGAGACUGGGCCCUGAAUGGAAACACAAUAUCCCUGGAUGAUGAGACAGUCAUCGACGUGCCGGAGCCCUACAACCACGCCGCCAAGUACUGUGCCUCCCUGGGGCAUAAGGCCAACCAUUCCUUCACUCCCAACUGCAUCUAUGACCCGUUUGUCCAUCCUCGCUUCGGGCCUAUCAAGUGUAUCCGUACUAUCAGGGCUGUGGAGAAGGAUGAGGAAUUAACAGUGGCUUAUGGAUAUGAUCACAACCCCGCUGGGCAAAAUGGGCCAGAAGCACCAGAGUGGUACCAGCUGGAACUGAAAGCUUUCCAGGCUGCCCAGCAAAAGUGAAAGGGGAGCAGCUCCUCCGUUUGGCAAACUGAAACAGAAAUUUGGAUCUAUGCACUACCUUUGUACUGAAAACUGGACAACCAGGGAUUGUUCAUGCUGUUGCAUCAUAACUUUGCAUUCUGUGUUAAGAGAUAAGUUUCUUGCAUACUAACUAGGUUUGACCGUGUUACUCAUAGCAGAUUUAAAAUUAGCUAGUGUUGCACCAGUCUUAUCUGGGGAAAUUAUUUAAUAUUCUGUACAAGAUGUGAUAUUCUUUGGUAGCUUCUGCUUUUGCACCAUAUGCAAAAAUGCCAAAAGACUAGACAGAAAACUAAAGUGGGUAUAUUGUUCACUUUUAGUUGGCAGACUUAGUGUUGCUCUCUUAUCUGCCUAGGCAUUAUUGUGCAACUGCAUUUUGCAUAUAUGCCACUUGUGAUGAUAACAGUAAUACUUUGAUAUUCUCUAAUAGUAGCAUAAUUUUGCCUUUUUAAACCUUUGAUCUGAAUCUUGCAAUAGAGCAGCUUAUUUAUUAGCAUAUAGGAGGCUGGGUUUUAAUUCCCCUUCCCUCUUGUCUGAUAAACGUUGUUCUUUCUACAGGUUCUCUUUUGCAGGAGAAAAUCCUUUCUAACUAGUGGAAAGGCUUGUGUGUGUGUGUGAGAGUGCUGUGUGUUGGUCUCUGUGGCUCUCUAAAUAGUAUAGCAACAUGUCCAAACCUAAUAUUUAUCUGGCCUUUACGGCUGGCUUAUUUUAUUUAGUUUGAUCAUGACACACAAACAAAGCUGUUCUUUGCAUGAAGAUUUUCUGAAAGGAGAAAAUGGGAUUCACGUUUUGAAGGACGUUCUGAAGUUCUGAAAGGCAAGCACAUUGCUUGCUUUAGUGUCCAUGAGUUGGGAUGUGUAUUUCACCUGUUAAAUGGCCAGUUAUCAAGGCAAAAAUUCUGGCAAUGGGAUGCUUGCAUCUCACAUGAAUUCUUUGAAAGGAGGUGUUUGUGUUUGAGGGCAGGCUGUAGUAUUUGAGUAAGGAGAGCUGUAUCUUUGGAGUGUGUUCAGUUGAAAAAGAAUAUAGCCUUCUAGCUGUCUUUUAGUAGUACUGGUUUAAGACAUAGUAAAUUAUUAUAGUACGAGAUAUCAAAAUAAGAUUUUUUUAAAAAGAUAUUAAAAGAUUGUUUUUGAAAGACAAUGAAUGUAAAAACAACACUCACUGCUUGUAUUUAGAAACAGCAGUCAGUCUAUGGCUUUGUUGCAGCCAACAGUGGGGGCUUGUGAAUAUUCAUCUGCUGGGCUGUGUUCUGGGGUUUUUCAGGGAUAGGGAAACUGUUGUGCAUCUUUUUCAAUAAUGUACUGAUCCUGCCUGCUGCUGUGUAAGAGGAAAAAAAAAGUGUCAUCUGGAUACUGGAGCCCUUCUGGGACUCUGGUCCUCUCUUUUGGGUUUAGCAGCUUAGGAAAAAACUCAGAUGCAUUUGCAACACUUUCUUUAAAUGUUUGUAGUUUGAAAAAGGUUUGUAUAUAUGUAACAUAAAUGAUUUGGGAAUCAGACCUACCUUCCUACUGCAACACAGUUUGGUUGGCUGAUGGAGUGGUUGGAGGUGUCUGGCUGUCAGGGAGCUGGACAUGGAGAACGUGUUGGGUUGGUGCCUGCAAGUGGAAAGAUGAGGCUGCUGGUUUGCACAGCCUGAGAACCCUUGCUUUGGUACCUCUGCAAAGUUAGGAAUUAUUAAUAUAAGAAUCUCCCUACCUUGAGGCUCUGUUUAGUCCAUGUGGCUGAUCACAAACCUUUUCCAGCACCUUACCAUUGAAGCUUGCACAAAAACCACUCUGUGCUGAUGCUGGGGCGGGGGGCAAGGAGGCUCAGGGCUUUUUGACACUCUUCCAGCAGAGAUCUGAAUGUGAGCUUUGAUACAACCCAUCUUCUCAUGCUGGAGACUCAGGCCACAGCUCUGCUUUUCAUCCGAGGCAGGUGGCUGGCAGAGGUGACAGCUCAGGGACUUGGCUGAGUGUGCAGAGACAACUGAGCCUCACAGGGGAGGGAGAGUUGUCCAAGGCAGCACAGCUUCAGCAAGUCAGCCUCAAAAAGAAAUAAGCAUGUCUUGGUCUUUCCCUGCCUGUGCCUACAGGUCAUUAUUUUGGAUCACUGCUGUUUCAGCCAUUUGCAGAAAGCUGUGCUUCUCUGGUAGGAAGCUGUCUGGUGCACCUUGUGGAUUAUUCUGCCUGGACCAUGAAGUUCACAAAGUCAAGGCUUGUGUUUGAGCACGGGGGAGAGAGGAGGGAAGAUACCUGAUUGAACCCUGCUGUGAAUGGAUGGUGACUCCUUCCACAGUCUCAAUAACCUGCUUUGGACUGCUUGCCUCUUUGUGCCUUCUGGAGAAUCGUGCUUAAGAUGUUCUGAUCUCUAGAGCUCCUUCAGGUUCAUCCCUGAUUAGUCCCCGAUUCCUCUGCUAUCUCCUCCUAACUGUGGAGCUGCUUAUGUUUCAGUAGAUUUGUCAGUCUUCGUGUUGCCUGAUUUUUGAGAUAAAUACAAGAUAGGUGCUCUUUGUUCAUCAGGCUUGAAGGUUGCAUCCUAAAAUGGGAAAAGUCUAAAAAAGGGCACAGAGGUAUCCUCUGUGUGUUCUCAAAAGCUGUAAAUUUGGUGAUAGUGAAGCAGAUUCUCUUGCUCCUGUGGAUGCUUGUAGCCUGGUAGUAUGCCACAGCUGUGGCUCUUGUCUGUGUUAGCAUUAACUGUCCUUUUUCUCUCUGCUCUGUUAUAAUCUUUUGGUCCUCCUAUAGAUCCUUCUUCAGUGACCAACCUUCUAUAAAGCUGCUUUGGCUUGAUUCAGGACCAAGCCUUUGAAUUCUUUGUUUUCUUUUUCUUUGUGGUCUGUUAGGGUGGGGAUGGUUGGGAUGGUUUUAACCACUGGGUAGUGAAAGGGCUCAGGGCUCAGUGUGUCCUCUAGAGGUUUUUGAGAGGUGUGGUUCAAACACAGGUUAGUGACAGAACUCCAAACAAUGCCUUAACUUGGUCAGCGUAUUGCAGCUCAGCUUCUGGGGUUCACUAGAGAGCAAGACCAGCUUAGCAAAACCAGUUAUCAACUCAAGACCCACACCAAAACAGGGUUUUAAUUUGGAGCAGAGGAAGCAGUCGUUUUGCAAAGCAAUCCAUUUGAGUUUGUUGAAUGCACCUGGCUAUUGGUGGGUAUGCAAUAAGUGAAGGAGCUCCACUUCUCAGGCUCUGGCCAAAGACCUGUCCUGUUGGCACAGAAACUGCUGAUGCCUGUCAGCUGAGCAGCUGGCUCUUGGAGUACCCAUCGUGACUGCAGAAUGGCAUAAGACACCCUGGAAAUGUUGAUAUUUUUUUUUUUUUUUUUUCUGGUACAAAUCAGUUCCCAAUGUCUGCCUUUGGUCUGCAGUGCUGCUCGUGGCUCCUCUGUGCUGGUAUCAGGUUGUUUCCUGAAUUCUUUGUGAGAAGCAGCCUGUAUUAAGGGCUGCUGACUGGUUCUCUUAAAAAUCUUGGGUAUAUCUGCCUGCUCUGGAAUACAGAAGCUCAGUUUUCUGGAGAAGCAGUUCAUGUUAGAGACAAGAGAGCACCAGAAGUUAGAGCUGAGAGCUGCCUUCUCCUGGGUCACUCUUGCAGAGAAGAGGGAGAAGGGCUUAGGUCUUUGGGGGGUGUCUCAAGUUGAGUCUCAUGCUAUAAUUUGACCCUUGGCCAUCUACUAAAAUACCUGAGUUAUCUUCAAAUCUGAAAAAGGCUUUUUUUUUUUUUUUCCCCUAGUAAUUAAAAACCCCCUUAACCUACAUAAAUACGUAUCAGUCUGAACUGUUGCAAAAGCCAAAGAAAAUGGGCAAACAUGGCUCUUCAGUGAUCAAAGUGAGAGCUGCAGUAGCCUUCUGACUUUUCCCCCUGUUUCAACAACACCCUCUAGGGUGGUCCAUGCUUUUUCCCAGCUGCAGCUCUGAGGCAACUCGUGCAGGUUUGGAGACCUCUGGGGGUCCAGUUGCUUGUCCUCAGGAUGCUGCCUGUUUCAGGAGUGACUGGGCAGCCUUCCCCCCAGUUCUGCCUCUCCAGAUGCAGAGCUGUCACCAUCCCAGGCUGUUGGCAGUGGCUGUGAUUUCUUUCCUGGGGCUGUUGUGGUGUGGAAGCAAGAGCACCAUCAGGUACUUCUCACCCUCUGCCAGGCAGUCAGGGAGCAGAGAAGCCAUCUGGUCUGAGAAACUGGGAGGUGGUGGUGGGAAUUGCCACUCCUCUGUGUGUUUCCCAGUUGGCAGUGGCCCUGGGGGAAUCCCUGGAUGUGGUUGUUGUCCCUGCCUGUCACUGUUGAUGUCCCUCAGUCAGAACCAGUCCUCACCUCUUUGGUUGUGCCAGGAACUGUUGCUUCUGUCCCGGGGACCUCUGUGAUUUUGUCCUUCCUCUUGAUUUGGAAGUCUUUUUGGAAAACACUGCCCUUGUUAGGAGGUCAGGAGCUGUGCAGAGCCAUUACCUGCUGCUUCAUGUUCCUCUGGCACAGUGGAAUUGCUGGAGCUGGUGGCUGCCUGAGGAAUUCACCUCCAAACACUUAAAAAAAAAAAAAAAAAUUGCUUUGAAAACCAUGUUGCUGAAGUGUCUCCUUACAUCCUGGGGUGCUGCAUCAGAGGUCUGUUCCUCACUCCCACCACUGGCCCAUGCUCAGAGCAUUUGGGUGAGGCCCAGAGUGAUGUGGGCUCCACACUCCCUGUGCCCAGGGAGAACUCUUGUUCCUUCUGCUUCAUCUACUGGAAACAUGAGAACUAUAUUUUUGGACAUUUCUAAGCAGUCUUAUAAGGGAUUUUUUAUUUUUUUUUUUCAUUAAAAGGUGCAAGAUUGAGUGCAUGUUUACUUGCCCCAGAUCAAAGGUUUCUGAACACUGAGGUCACUUUGUGUUGAAUGGAUCCUUCUCUUGAUGCUCUUCUGUCUUCAGGCAAUUGAAGCUCCUGCCCUCUGCCAGUUUUACUGUAACUACUUUUUUUUUUUUUUUUUCCAGGAGAAAUAUAUAUACAAAAAAUUCUAAGCAAUUAAAUGUUCAAGCCAUAAGAUCAUGAAUGUGGGAAGACCCUCUUCACAGGUUUUAACAUAUUUGUAUGUAAAAUGAUGUUUGUAUGAAAUAUUUUCAUGGUAGAAUGAAUAUUUUAAAAAAAAAAUGUUACAGUAAGAUCUAAACCAAAUUUAAAAGGGUGUCUUUUUGUAAGAUGCAAGUGUAACUGAUUACCAAUAGGUAAGUGAAUUUAUUUUUCUUUUUUAAAGGGGAGAUGCAACAAAUGAUCUUUACAAUUACAAAUGAUUGUUCCUGCUCUUUUGGGAAAGUAUUUAUGCAGCAUUACACACGGCUGUCAUAAAUAAUUGCAAUAGCAAGGCCAGUCACAUCUUCAGGACAUACCUCUCAGCUUGUCCCUCCAUGAUAAUUGUACAAAAGGACCUAUCCCUCCUUUCUGCAGAUUUCCUCCUAGAAAACUUUUCCUACUGUAACUGUACUGAGUUGAACUCUUGAGCUAAGAUCCAGGCUAAAAUUGUGUAUUACUUAACAGUUUCUGCUGGGCCUUCUGCUAUUUUAAUACUCUUUAGCCCAUAAUUACUGGGUGUCUCUGUUCUGAAGAACUAAGUGCUAAAGAAUAAUCCUUGGGGUGAGCUUAUACACGUGAUAACAGUUAACCCCGGAGUAUUUAACUUGUAUACAGUACUUGAUAGGUGUUUUAUGAUAUUUGUACUCGAACUAUGAGCCUUACUGAACAUCUGUAGGUUUAUUCAUGACUUUUAAAAAAUGGAUAACUCUAAGAAAGAUGUUUACAUGAAUGAUGAUUGCCCUUCCUUUGAUGUUAUGAGUGAGGUUUUUAUAGUGUGUUUGGGUGUAUGUGCAAGGAAGUAAGAAAAAAAAUGUUUCUGGGGAAAAAAAAAAAAAGAAAAAUUUGUAAUAAGUGAAUUUUAAAGAUUGCUUUAAUUGCGCUAUGGAGGCAGUGCAGAUAUUAAAAUAUUCAACAGAA